GUCCGUCCCCUCCGCGGCCCUUCCGGCGGGCGCUGCCGGAAUCAGGGAGGCCGUCCCCGGGACACCGCUUGUCCUCGCUUCCUGCUGCCGCUGCCCACCCCGCCGCCGGUCCCCCUCCCUCCCCUCAUGGCGGUGGAGCGCUCGGGCACCGGCCCCUCCCACUGCCCGCUCCGGCCUCCCCCUGCUCCGUCUCCUCCUCUUUGUUCGUGCGCGGCCGCGGCCGCGGGGUCCCUCCCUGCGGGGAUGUGAGGGACGGCGACCGCAGAAACCUAACAUUGAAAUAUUUAAGAAGCGAAUGCCUCUGGAUUUUGGAACAAAAUUGUGAGUUUGUAUGGAAAAAAUGCUGUGGCUGUUCCCAAGCUCUCUUACAAACUGAUUUCAAUGUUUCAGUGUUGCAUCUUCAUGUGUUGAGUAACAGAAGUUCUACUGUUCCUUGAUCAAUGUGACAGUCUGUAGUAGUUUACGAGAUGAGCCAAACUCGUGGGAAAUAUGACUUCUGUAUUGGUCUGGUGUUGGCUAUGAGUUCCAGCAUUUUCAUUGGAGGAAGUUUCAUCCUAAAAAAGAAAGGCCUUCUCCGGUUAGCUAGGAAAGGCUCCAUGAGAGCAGGUCAAGGUGGUCAUGCGUACCUUAAGGAGUGGCUGUGGUGGGCUGGACUUCUUUCAAUGGGAGCGGGCGAAGUAGCCAACUUUGCUGCCUAUGCUUUUGCACCAGCUACGUUAGUGACUCCUUUAGGAGCUCUCAGUGUUCUUGUAAGUGCCAUUCUGUCAUCCUUCUUUUUAAAUGAAAAACUUAAUCUACAUGGAAAAAUAGGGUGUUUGCUAAGUAUACUGGGAUCAACUGUGAUGGUAAUUCACGCUCCACAAGAAGAGGAAGUAGAAACCUUAAAUGAAAUGUCCCACAAACUAGGUGAUCCAGGUUUUGUGGUCUUCGCAACCGUUGUUGUCAUUGUGUCUUUAAUUCUAAUAUUUGUGGUGGGACCUCGCCAUGGACAGACCAACAUUCUCGUGUACAUAACAAUUUGCUCUGUAAUUGGAGCAUUAUCAGUCUCCUGUGUGAAAGGUUUGGGCAUCACUAUAAAGGAACUCUUUGCAGGAAAACCAGUGCUGAACCAUCCCUUGUCUUGGAUUCUGCUGCUAAGCCUUAUUGUCUGUGUGAGCACGCAGAUCAACUAUUUAAACAGGGCUCUGGAUAUAUUCAACACUUCGAUAGUGACUCCAAUAUAUUACGUAAUCUUUACAACAUCUGUUUUAACUUGUUCUGCCAUCCUUUUCAAGGAAUGGCAACACAUGGAGGCUGAUGACAUUAUUGGCACCUUCAGUGGCUUCCUGACUAUUAUUGUGGGGAUCUUUUUAUUGCAUGCCUUCAAAGAUGUGAAUUUCACCCUGGCAAAUCUGCCCGUCUCUUUGCGGAAAGAUGACAGAGCAGCAAAUGGUACUUUGCCGAGCACGUACGACUGCUUUAAUCAUGAUGAAGAAAGUCUGGCCUGUCUGGGUGAAAUGCAGUCCACUGAGAGCCUCUCAGCCAGGAGAAAUGGAAGUCUGUCAGCCUUCUGAAAAUAGCUACAUGGUACUUAAGAACAGUUCCGUAACUCUGGAAUAUUUUUUUCUGCCGUGAAACGUCUGAGCUUGUCUGGAAAAUCAUGUACUUUUUAACAGUAUGUGUAGACAAUCGUUAAGUUUGAUUAGUUUGGAUAAAGAACACUGAAGGGGUUUUUAUUUGCCUUAUUUUUACUUUAAGAAGAAAUACUAAAAUGACCUCAGACCACAGUUGGGUUUGUUGCUUAAGUUAUGUGUAAAUACUUUCAUUUCAUUCUUCUGUUCUAAGAUGUAUUGCACUAAUGACAGUUUUAUCAAAAAUAAAUUGCUUUAUUUCUGCAUUGGUGGUAAAAA
Molecule: messenger RNA, 1889 nt
Organism: Melopsittacus undulatus (budgerigar)
Lineage: Eukaryota; Metazoa; Chordata; Aves; Psittaciformes; Psittaculidae
Gene: NIPA2
Product: NIPA magnesium transporter 2
Exons: 8
Coding region: 468-1553 (361 amino acids)
Biological process (GO): magnesium ion transport
Cellular component (GO): membrane
Molecular function (GO): magnesium ion transmembrane transporter activity
Source: RefSeq, a predicted model, not a curated record